This is a messenger RNA of Penicillium waksmanii, 1839 nucleotides long. RefSeq names its product alkyl/aryl-sulfatase. Bases 1 to 1839 code for a protein of 612 amino acids. The transcript has a single exon. NCBI's taxonomy places the organism in Eukaryota, Fungi, Ascomycota, Eurotiomycetes, Eurotiales, Aspergillaceae. Gene Ontology annotation, molecular function: protein dimerization activity; linear primary-alkylsulfatase activity. The record is from RefSeq and is a predicted model, not a curated record. Gene Ontology annotation, biological process: dodecyl sulfate metabolic process.
AUGACACAUCAGCACGUCGAGCCAUCUUUCGCCGACAGAACCGACUUUGAAAACGCCCAGCGUGGCUUCAUCAGUGCACUCGACCCCUGUAUCAUCACUGCACAGGACGGACGUGUCGUAUGGAACAACGAAGAAUACAAUUUCCUCAAAUCCGAGUGUCCUGCAACGGCCAACCGAAAACUAUGGCGACAAGGCCAGUUGGCUUCCAUGCAAGGACUCUUCGAAGUCACGAAGGGAGUCUACCAAGUCCGCGGACUGGAUCUCUCAAAUAUGACCAUCGUCGAGGGAAAUGAAGGUGUUAUUGUUAUUGACCCUCUGACGGUGGUGGAAUGCGCUGCCACUGCCUUAUCCUUGUACCGCCAGCACCGCGGGGACCGGAAGAUCACGGGCGUGAUCUAUUCGCAUUCGCAUAUAGAUCAUUUCGGUGGCGCACAAGGAAUUCUUCCGCUUGCUAAAAGCCACGAUAUCCCGAUCAUCGCACCGGAUGGGUUCAUGGAAGAAGCUCUCAGUGAAAAUCUCUAUGCCGGUAAUGCUAUGCGACGUCGUGCUGUCUUCAUGUACGGGACUGCUCUACCCAAGGGCCCGGAGGGUCAAAUUGGUUGCGGUUUGGGCAUGGGAGUGCCGACUGGAGUCAACUCGCUUGUUCCACCAAAUAUGACUAUCUAUAAAACGGGUGAGGAUUAUGUUGUGGACGGCGUGCGGAUCGUGUUCCAAAUGGUCCCUGGAUCCGAGGCACCCUCCGAGAUGAAUUUCUUCUUCCCAGAUCACCGAGCAUUGUAUAUCGCCGAGUGUGCGACGCACAAUCUCCAUAAUAUUAUCACGCUUCGCGGUGCCCAGGUGCGAGAUGCAAAGGCAUGGGCGCAGUAUCUGGACGAAUCGCUCUCACUUUAUGGUCAUUCAUCGGACGUUCUUUGCGCGGGUCACGCGUGGCCGACCUGGGGCGAAGAGGAGAUCUCGGACCUUUUAUCGGAUCAACGAGAUAUGUACGCAUUUCUUCACGACCAAACUGUGCGCAUGAUGAACAAGGGGCUGUCAGGGAUCGAGAUAGCCGAGGUACUCACCCUGCCGCCGUCACUGCAGAGGAAAUGGUACUGUCAGGGAUUCUAUGGAUCUGUCAGUCACAAUGUCAAGGGUAUCUAUCAAAGAUACAUUGGCUGGUUUGAUGGAAAUCCUGCUCAUCUUUGGGAGCACCCUCCAAAGGAGAAUGCAGCAAGAUACAUUGAGUGCAUGGGAGGAGUCGACGAGGUUGUUCGGAAGGCAGAAGAAUUCGCAGAGCGAGGCGACUUGCGAUUUGCCGCAACUUUGCUGGGCCAUGCUGUCUCCCUUAAUCCGACCCACAUCAACUCCAAAUUGGCUCUGGCUGGUGUCUUCAAAAAACUUGGUUAUGGAACGGAGAAUGGAACUUGGCGCAAUUUCUAUUUGACCGGGGCUCAAGAGUUGGUUGCUGAAAAGGCGCCCCAGCCUCAACAGAAUAUGGGCAAUCAAAUGCGACCAACACAGACUGUCGAUCAAUGGUUGACUUUGCUUGCGAUUCAGUUGGAUGGCCUCAAGGCUGGGGACUCGGUCUUUGCUGUUGAUAUCCACGUGGUGGAUGAGGGGAAAUGGCAUAGAGUCAACAUUAGCAACGGGGCUUUGACUCACAGAGUGGCUUCAGAUGGCGCAGAAUUUAGAGGAAAAUCGGAUCUCACUCUGGAACUCAAAAAGAUUGAGCUUCUCGGGGUUCUGAAUGGGGAAGAUAAAAAGCAAGCGGUGCGUGAGGGCGACUGGUCGUUGGUUCCCCGGCUUCUGUCUUUGAUGGAACACGCCAUUCCAACAGAUACGAAGAAAGCCCAGCUUUAA